Messenger RNA from Camellia sinensis, 1154 nucleotides. NCBI's taxonomy places the organism in Eukaryota, Viridiplantae, Streptophyta, Magnoliopsida, Ericales, Theaceae. The record is from RefSeq and is a predicted model, not a curated record.
GUAUGCUCUUUUCCAGUAUUCCUUCUUAUCAAAGACAUAAAGGGGCUAAAUUCCUUGCCUCGUCAUCGAAAAGGGUUCUUCUGCACAUGGCCGAUGCUAAAAUCCGGCGACCGUUGGUGGAGGUGUUCUCGGUGAGCAUCAACCACAUCGACGGAGAGAACCUCUACGGCACAAUCACAGUCACCGACGCACGGGGUUCUCAAUCCAUCUACAGCCGAUCAAGAGAUCAUUACGAAUCCAUCAGCCCGGGCCAACCCGUUUUGCUGACUGGCCCAGCUCGAUCCAUCUUAGCCUACGACAGCGUCGCCAUCGACGUGGCUCUCAAGGAUAAGGACGAUGAUGUCAGCAGCAAGCAGAUAUGGUGGAACCCUUACCUCGCCACCACCGAUAAGUAUGAUGAGCCCUUAUACGACGACUUUCCUCUCAAGAAUGGUUCGGUGACGGUCAACUACGCAGUGUUGAGUAUUGCGUUUGCGGCUACUGUGGAAGUUACGUUCGUAAACAGAGGUGGGGAAGGGGAAAACUCGGCCCAUGUUUACGGACUGCUUACUGCUCGCAAUGGAAACUUGAUGACUGAAAGCGUGCUCUUCCGGAAGAAAUCAGAUGAGCACGUAGAUGUAAGGCCUGAGCAGCCCAUCCCGUUGUCGAGAUCUGUGGUGGCCGUGCCAUCGAACUCCUCCCUCAUAGUUCGGGCGGAUCUGAUGGAUCACGACGGUGAGAUUGCCAAGGGCACUGCAGAGUUUCCUGCUCAACUCUCCGGUACAUCUCAGAAGAACAUUUUCGGACAGCAUGGUGAGAUCCGAGUUAAGGUCACUUGGACACCAUGGUGAGAUCCGAGUUGAGGUGAAAUCUGCUUGGUCCAUGAUUUUGCUCCUAUUUCUGUACAUUGGUUGAAAUCUUCUUGGUCCAUAAUUUGUUUUAAACAAGUUUGGUGCUUUUGUAUUGAUGCAUUCUAUGUGUUUGUUGAAAGUCCACAUAGAAAGAUUUUGUUUGUUAAGACAAUUGUUAUGUGUAUGGUACCUUUAUUUCAUUGUUGAGAAAUGUUGAAGUUCAUCACAAAAACCAAACUGUAAUGAAGAAAUUAAUGUAGAGCUGGAUUCAAUUUCUUAUCCAAUUUGGAGAUGGAAACAAUACAGAAACAGAUUGAACAUUCA